AUGUCUUCGGCAAAUGAAAAUUGUCAUGACAAGAAUGCCAGGUGGGAUCAUGCUGCUUUCCGAAGAUUUGGCUACGAGGGCUUAGUCUAUGAAGGUGUGAGUGAAGAACCAAUUAAGGUAACCGGUGGUAGUGCGGCCCAAAGUGCAUUCAUUUACAUGUACGAUGAAGCUCUGGGUGUAAAACAUGACCCUGAAAGAGAGGCAAUCAUCAGACGGUUUCAGGAGUACCAGUGUGGGGAUCACAGGGAAUUUGUCAAAGCAGUUUCAAGGGGCCCAUCAAUCCGAAAAUUUUGCGAAGUGAUGCAGAAUGAAGCAUUGUCAGAAGCGUAUAAUUGCUGUUUAACAGCGUUAAAAGAUUUUAGGAGUUAUCACAUACAGGUAGCUUGUAGGUACAUAACAAUUCAAGCACAUAAAAAUGCAAAGAAUAAUAACGAAAACUAUCCCGAUCAAUCUAAUGCCGGUACAGGAGGAACAGGUUUCCUACCAUAUCUAAAAAGUCUCCGUAACAACACAUCCAACAGUAUUAUAGAGAAACCAGACACGUAA
Messenger RNA from Saccoglossus kowalevskii, 546 nucleotides. Its product is annotated as indoleamine 2,3-dioxygenase 2-like. NCBI's taxonomy places the organism in Eukaryota, Metazoa, Hemichordata, Enteropneusta, Harrimaniidae. The record is from RefSeq and is a predicted model, not a curated record. Gene Ontology annotation, molecular function: metal ion binding; L-tryptophan 2,3-dioxygenase activity; heme binding. Gene Ontology annotation, cellular component: cytoplasm. Gene Ontology annotation, biological process: 'de novo' NAD+ biosynthetic process from L-tryptophan.